AAACCUAUCAAAACAAAUUUUUCAGUGUCAAAAUGCAAUGACUUGUAUAAAAUAGUUUUGUUUAAAUUGUAAACACUUACAAACAGUGUACACAAAGAAAAGGUUUCUCAAAAGGCGAUAAUUGUAUUGAAACAUGGAUUAUUUUCAAGAGAUGGGAUGGAAUGAAUUGGCAGAUGGCGAGCAACCGGAUCACAUACUUCAUAUCGCAAGGUUCCUUAUGGAUUAUGGUUUUGAUAAUGAUAAUCCGAACAUGCAAUGGCCCAGCCUACCACCACCUGCAUCGAAGGAAGUUGUCAAUAAUUUGCCAGAAAUCACAAUUGAUACUGAGGAAAAGAACUGUCCUAUAUGUCUUAAAGAGUUUAAAAUAAAUGAAAAGGCAAAGAAACUUCCUUGUGAACAUUUCUUUCAUCCUACAUGUAUACUAACUUGGUUGAAUAAGACAAAUUCAUGUCCAUUCUGCCGAUUAGAACUUAAAACUGAUGAUGAAGCUUAUGAAAAUUUCAAAAAAGAAAAGAAGCGAGCUCAAGAAAGGGUUGAAGAUCUUGAGACUUUGCACAAUUCAAUGUUUUGUUGAUUCUUAAAGCAUUCCAUUUCUUUCUUCAUCCUUAAACUGACACUGUCAGAGUUAAAUGGUUACUAGAGGAGACACCUAAAGUAGAUUUGGUAUGAAAUAUCUACCUUUGGGACUGCUUAAGUAAACAUUAUAUGACAGUUAAUUUGUUUAUUUAUGCACUACCUUCACCAUAUAUCUUAUAAACUGGAU
Papilio machaon (common yellow swallowtail) is the source of this 763-nucleotide messenger RNA. Its product is annotated as E3 ubiquitin-protein ligase RNF181. The record is from RefSeq and is a predicted model, not a curated record. The transcript has 3 exons. Gene Ontology annotation, molecular function: ubiquitin protein ligase activity. Lineage: Eukaryota; Metazoa; Arthropoda; Insecta; Lepidoptera; Papilionidae. Gene Ontology annotation, biological process: protein ubiquitination. The coding region runs from base 134 to 574 and encodes 146 amino acids. Gene Ontology annotation, cellular component: cytoplasm.